This is a messenger RNA of Phlebotomus argentipes, 1686 nucleotides long. RefSeq names its product pickpocket protein 28-like. Gene Ontology annotation, molecular function: ligand-gated sodium channel activity. The record is from RefSeq and is a predicted model, not a curated record. The transcript is spliced from 3 exons. Gene Ontology annotation, biological process: sodium ion transmembrane transport. Bases 1 to 1596 code for a protein of 531 amino acids. Gene Ontology annotation, cellular component: membrane. Lineage: Eukaryota; Metazoa; Arthropoda; Insecta; Diptera; Psychodidae.
AUGUCUUUCGUGCGUCGCGGCGCCCUUCAACGCGAGACGCGGAGUUUACUGGCUGAGUACAGCGACAGCAGUACGAUUCAUGGGGUGAAAUACCUGGGCGGGCCCAGGAGGAGGUGGCCAGAGAGGCUCUGGUGGCUGCUGGCCUUUGGCGCCUCACUGUACACCUGCGGAGCCCUGAUUCUCAACACCUACACGAAGUGGAGCACGGACCCGGUGAUUGUGAGCUUUUCGCAGACUCCGACGCCUCUCUGGAGGAUUCCCUUUCCCAGCGUCACCAUCUGCCCGCUGAACUUGGUCAGACAGAGUGUCUUCAACUUCACAGAUGUCCUAACAAGGCUGGAGGACGACAGCACGACAAAUCUCACGGACACAGACGUGCAACAGCUGAGAACUCUGUCUCUCAUCUGCUAUGAUUACAAUCUCAAGCACUUAAGAGACGUGCCUGGCUUCUGGAUCAAUGUCACGGACGAGGAUUGCUAUCAGCUGAUGGACCAGGUCGUGCUGCGCGAGAAGGAUCUCUUCGACAUGUUCAUCUGGAAGGGAUCCAACAAGACCUACCUCAGCACCAUUGUGACUGAGGCAGGCCUGUGCUUCGCUUUCAAUAUGAUGACCAACACCAGGAUCUUUCGCGAUGACGUCAUAUACUUCUCCAAGCCCAACUCCAACAUGGCAACGCUCAAGGAGUUGGACUGGACGCCUGAGAAAGGCUUCCCACGCGACACGGGCCUGGAUCAAUUUCCCUUUCGAUUCGUCAACGGCGGCACGGGAAACAGCCUGGAGCUGGCACUAACCACAGAUCCUGCGGACUACGACUUCCUCUGCGAAGGACCCUUCCAGGGAUACAAUGUCCUCAUUAACACUCCCGUUGAGGUACCUUCCAUCAAUGGCGGUUACGUUCGAGUGCCCUCCAACCAGGAGACGCUGAUCAUGCUGAAGCCCCAUCUGAUCCACACCUCCAACACUCUGAGGUCCUACGAGCCUUCAGGAAGGCAGUGCUACUACGAAUCCGAGCGAUACCUGCGCUUUUUCCGAGUUUACACGCAGUUGAAUUGCGAAAUGGAGUGCGUGACGAACUACACAUUGACCAAGUGUGGCUGUGCAGCCUUCUAUCUGCCCAGACUUGCUGGAACAGAGAUCUGUGGGCCUGCCAAGAUAAAGUGCUAUCGCGAGGCCGUUGAGGAUCUCAACAACGUGGCCGUGGAUGGAGUGAAGGAUCUGGAAGCGGACGAGAAGACGCCCAUUUGUAACUGCCUACCAUCCUGCACUUACUUAACCUAUGACUCUGAGAUUUCCUACGGCGAUGUCAGCUUCAAGGGUCACUACAGGUCCAACACAUACUUCGCGAGUGGAACCAAGGAGAACGUCUCCUAUGCCUACAUCAUGCUCUUCUUCAAGGAGGAUCAAUUCAUUUCCCUCCGGCGCGGAGAACUAUUCGGCAAAACGGACUUCGUUGCGAACUGCGGUGGUCUCCUAGGUCUGUUCAUGGGUGUAUCUCUGCUGAGCAUUGUUGAGAUCUUCUACUUCUGCACGAUUCGCUUGCUGUAUCGCUUGAAGGAUCAUCGCGAGAUCAUCACAGCACGCGAUCAAUCCACAUGAUGGUUAAAGGUCAAGUCCACAGAGGCAGUUCCUAUUCCAAGAAUGUGAUGGCACGCUAUCGAGCACUCGAUGUAAUGGCGUCACUAAUUC